Molecule: messenger RNA, 336 nt
Organism: Arctia plantaginis
Lineage: Eukaryota; Metazoa; Arthropoda; Insecta; Lepidoptera; Erebidae
Source: the annotation of a GenBank genome assembly
AUGUCUGAUUUUGCCGGUGAUAAUUCAAAACCACGAGUUGUGGUUUUAGGAGGGUGCGGUUUCAUUGGCCGGAACCUCGUGGAGUACUUGAUAUCAAACGACUUGACCGACAUCGCGUCGGUGGCGGAGGAAGCUAACGACAAGCACCUGACGGCGUGGGCCGACAUCUGCCGCAAGUACUCGCUGGAGCACACCCCCCUGGAGCCGUCCGCGGGCGUGGAGCUGCUGCUCAACAAGCAACUGUGCCUCGACGGCUCCAAGCUGCGGGACGCCCUGGGCUCUUCGCUCGAAGUGCCUGCGCCUACUCCCGAUAGGCUAAAAGAGGUAGGGUGUUGA